AGUUACCAAUACCCGGAUUUCCUAGAUCAAGACGAUGAAUUCAUAGAAUUUGAUUCGUACCUAGUACCAGAAUCUGAUUUAGAAGAUGGUGCUUUAAGAAUGUUAGAGGUAGAUAACAGAGUAAUCGUACCAGAGUUAACUCAUGUUAGAUUUAUUAUAACUGCUGCCGAUGUCAUUCAUUCCUUUGCUGUGCCUGCCUUAGGUAUAAAAUGUGACGCUUAUCCAGGAAGACUGAACCAAGUAUCUGUACUUAUUAACAGAGAAGGUACAUUCUACGGUCAAUGUAGCGAAAUCUGCGGAAUCUUACACAGUUCUAUGCCAAUCGUGGUAGAAUCAGUCUCCCUGGAAAAAUUC
This is a messenger RNA of Aplosporella prunicola CBS 121167, 354 nucleotides long. RefSeq lists its product as uncharacterized. The annotation marks the transcript as partial. The transcript has a single exon. The record is from RefSeq and is a predicted model, not a curated record. Gene Ontology annotation, molecular function: copper ion binding; cytochrome-c oxidase activity. Gene Ontology annotation, biological process: ATP synthesis coupled electron transport. Gene Ontology annotation, cellular component: membrane. NCBI's taxonomy places the organism in Eukaryota, Fungi, Ascomycota, Dothideomycetes, Botryosphaeriales, Aplosporellaceae.